UUGUAGGAACCAGAACCAAUCGAAAAUUGUAUAUAUAUAUAUGUAUAAGAACAGCUUCUGAUUUUCCUCUCCACCUGGAUUUUCUUCCCCUACCUCUCCCUCUCUUCCUUCCUUCUGCAACAUCAACAAUAAAACAAAGAAAAAACCCUAAUUUCUAGUCGCCGUUUAUCUCCUCCACCUGAAAAUGAAGUGAUCAGCACAAAUGUAGUCGGAGAGAUGGCAUCAUUCUGAUACAAUAAAGUCUUCCACUCUAAAUACGUGAUUUACAAGAGGAGUAAUGGAAGCUAAUAUAUACGACCUCAAUCACUUGGAUGCCGAAGUCCUUUUGCCUCCUCGGAAGCGCCUUCUUGCCGGAUUCAAGAAACAGAAUUCUGAUGGUGAUGCUGCUUUGGCCCCUCCUACAGUUGCUUCAUCCUCAUCCUCAGCAUCGCCUUCCUCUCCUCCGCCUACACCAUCUCCAUCUCCUCCGUGCCCAUCUCCUCCUUCACCAACUCCUUCUUCGCCAUCUUCAAGUGAAUUUCAAUCCCGCCUCAAUAAUCUUUUGACUUCUCAUUUUAAUAACAACCAUAAUCUUUCACCUGAGGAGAUCGUAGAGGCCUCAAAAUCAGCAGCUGAUGCUGCUGUUAAGGCUGCAGAAGCUGCAAGAGCUGCAGCUCAGGAGAAGGCCAUUAUUGCAGCAAAAGCUGUGACGGCUGCUAAAAGUGCAUUAGCCUUAGUUGCAUCUUAUCCUGAAGAGGCAGCUAACAAGGAGAGGUACUUGCAGAGGAAUAAGCUCAAGAAGCAUGUCCAGGUUCAACUUUUGUACAAAAAGCACCAACCUAUUGAGAAUCAUAGGGAUGAUGAAGAGUUAGCCCGUAAGCUGCAUAGGGUUAUGAACAGCUCCCCUAGAAUUUCGAAGAACCCUUCCAAUUCUGUUCUGAAGGGUCAUAAAAAUAAGAAGCCUAAAAGCUCACCUGCUUCUGAGAGAACUAGGAUUUCAAAUGGAAGUGUAGCAUUUGGAGGAAAGCUACCUUCUAUCUGCAAUGGACGUGCUGUAGCAGGUGAAAUGGAUUCUGAAGGUUCCGUUGGCGAGGUAUGCACAAGUACAGCAGAUGAGAAGACAUCCAAAUAUGAAAAAGCUACUCAACUAGAGAUCGAUAAUGGGGAAGCAGAAUCAAGUCACUCAAAGGAGAAGAUGCAGGGAGAUGCAAGUUCGCCCGGUAAAAAGAGGGGAAGACAGAAACUAAAAAAGUUGCCAUUAAGCAUCUGUAGUUCAAGGGAUCGAGCAAAACCCAAGGAUGGUAUUUUUCCGAGAAACUCCCCACUUACUGGCGAUAACAUGGGCAAUCCUACUACUCGGAAUAAGCCUUUGUUUUCCGUGGAGCCUUCAGGUGAUAAUCCGAUGUCAAUUGAUGUUGCACCAAUGCGGAAAUGCCAGGAGUUCAAAGCACAAGCAUGUAUUAAACAGAAUAAAGUGAUUCAAUCAUAAUUGUGAAAACCUUCUGGGUAACAGGUCGUGACUGUGAUAGAAGUUGAUAGCUGAGGUAGGAUUCGGAUGCUCUUUUUUUAAUUUAAUUUUAUUUUUUAAUAGAAACGGCUUCAUUUGAUUUAUCUUCUCGUUCAUCGUUGGUUUUGUAAUGAACUUGAACGGAUUGAAAAGAAAAUGUAUAUUUUAAAAGUUCAGUUGCUGGCUGGCAAUUAGAUUUA
Molecule: messenger RNA, 1686 nt
Organism: Manihot esculenta (cassava)
Lineage: Eukaryota; Viridiplantae; Streptophyta; Magnoliopsida; Malpighiales; Euphorbiaceae
Exons: 2
Coding region: 278-1468 (396 amino acids)
Source: RefSeq, a predicted model, not a curated record